This is a messenger RNA of Zingiber officinale, 2091 nucleotides long. Its product is annotated as pentatricopeptide repeat-containing protein At3g05340-like. Gene Ontology annotation, molecular function: protein binding; RNA binding. Gene Ontology annotation, biological process: RNA modification. The record is from RefSeq and is a predicted model, not a curated record. Lineage: Eukaryota; Viridiplantae; Streptophyta; Magnoliopsida; Zingiberales; Zingiberaceae. The transcript has a single exon. Bases 76 to 1968 code for a protein of 630 amino acids.
AUUUUUCACCGAUCAUCAAAACCGUUAAAAGCAAUUGAUCGGUUAAUUCGCAGUUACGACAAUGGAACAAUAUGAAUGAGAGGCAUGAGAUACGGAGGAGCCCUUCCUCUUCCUCUCAACUAUCGCCAUGCCAAUGCGUGUCUCAGUUCUCUCGUCUCCCUCUGCGGCAGAGAGAGGAACUAUCGUCUCGGGACAUCGUUUCAUGCUGCUAUUCUCAAAAUUCUCGACCCUUUCGCCCUCCACGCUCGUAGCCACCCUAUCCACGUCUGGAAUGCGCUCGUCUCCAUGUACUCCAAAUGCGGCCAAAUGGUCGCCGCGGCCAAGGUGUUCGAUGAAAUGAGGCUGAAAGACUCCGUCUCGUGGAAUUCCGUCAUUUCAGGUUGCUUGAUCGGGAAUGACUGGGAAAGAGGGAUUGGCUACUUCAAGCGAAUGCAUCAGUCGGGGAUCAGCCUUCCCGAUCAUGCUACCUAUUCCACAGUUUUGUCAGUCUAUGUCGAAAUGGAGCUCUUCCUGGGGAUCACCAUGAUCCAUGCUUGCACAAUUGUUAGCGGAUAUCUCGUAGUGGUUCCAGUAGGCAAUGCCCUCGUGACAGCUUACUUUAGGUCCGGGUCUCCGAGUUGUGCCCGAAAGGUGUUCGACGGAAUGCGGUGCAGAAAUGUUGUUACUUGGACCGCCAUGGUUUCUGGGCUCGCUCAAAACCUUCUGCCAGAGGAUAGCUUAGCUAUGUUUCACAACAUGCGAUUUGCGGAGGAAGCAAACUCUCUUACCUACACAAGUGCCCUCCUCGCUUGUUCUGGACUGCGGGCUCUUCCCGUAGGACGACAGAUUCAUGGUCUCAUUCUAAAGACUGGGUUUCAUAUGGACCUCCAUGUUCAAAGUGCUCUAAUGGAUGUGUACUCAAAAUGUGGCAUGAUGGAAGAAGCACUUGAACUCUUUCAGGCCUGUAAAAAGACUGAUGAGGUAUGUGUUACACUGAUUUUAGUGGGUUUGUCACAUAAUGGAUUCGAGGAAAAGGCAUUCAAACUGUUUGCUGAGAUUGUCAGAUCAGGGAAAGAAUUUGACGAAAACAUGUUCUCUGCUGUUUUGGGUGCAUUUGGUCCCUCAGCACACCUCUCUCUAGGCAAGCAAAUACACUCAAUGGUCAUUAAGAAGUCACUGGGAUCAAAUAUUUUUGUUUCUAAUGGGCUGAUCAACAUGUAUGCUAAAUGUGGUGAACUGUGGGAUUCAUCCAAAAUUUUUACGCGGAUGGAGGUUAAGAACUCGGUGUCGUGGAACUCGAUCAUAGCAGCCUUUGCCUGUCAUGGAUACGGUGGGGAAACACUCAAGCUAUAUGAGCAUAUGAAAGCCGAAGGCAUGGAACCAACAGAUGUCACCUUCUUGUCUUUGCUUCAUGCUUGUAGCCAUAUAGGUUCUAUCGAGAAAGGCAUUGAGUAUUUAAAAUCAAUGCACUUGCAUCACGGGAUCGUACCGAGGAUGGAGCAUUAUGCUUGUGUCGUGGACAUGUUGGGUCGAGCAGGGCUUUUGAACAAUGCAAAGAACUUCAUUGAAGAUCUUUGUGCAGUUGCCGGCCCUAAUGCUCAAGUUUGGCAGGCAUUGCUUGGUGCUUCUAGCAUUCAUGUUGAUUUGGAGAUAGGAAGAUAUGCUGCAAAACGUUUGCUUGAAAUUUCACCAGAAUGCCCUGCAGGUUAUGUUUUGUUGGCAAACAUAUGUUCAUCGAAGGGAAGAUUGGUCGAGAGAGCUAGAAUCCUCAAGCAGAUGAAGAAGAAAGGAGUGAAGAAGGAUACAGGAGCAAGUUGGAUUGAAGUGGAGAAGGAGGUGCAUGUUUUCGUCGUCGAAGAUAGGGUUCAUCCUCAAGGCAAGGUGAUUUAUGAAGUAUUGAACAACUUGGUUGCUGUUGUUAGGGACCAGGAGCAUGAGGCGCGCAAAAGGUCUGUGUUGUAUGAUUUGGAAAUAACCACCAUGAAAUGAUUUUUAAUGUACCAUUUUGUAUCAAAAUCUUAGAAUAAAUUACUAGAAGAAAUGAUCAUAAUUCCCAUUUCAUUUUAUUUUGUUUCACCCCGCCAAAUCUCCAUAAACCUAUGUAAAACUAAU